AUGGCCACAAAGUCGAAAUGCGAAAGAUUGAAAGAUGAUCUUGAAACCGGAAAGCUACCACAAGCAAUAUGCCUUAACUACGGAAACCUAUUUUCAGAUAGUAAGAAGAACGAACUACCUAUUCAGGACAAGAAACGUUCGAGAGUAUUCUCCGAGGACUACGAAAUAGUUGACAGCAAGAUAUUGGAUCCACGAGGAACUUUUCUCAGCCGAUGGAAUAAAUGUUUCCUAAUUUCGUGUCUCGUUUCUCUUUUCGUCGAUCCCCUCUUCUUUUAUUUGCCCAGUGUUAAGGAAGAAUCCUGCAUGCAAGCAAGUAUCCCUCUCGAGAUAACUCUCACCAUCAUUCGGACUAUUAUAGAUACACUUUACGUAACUCAGAUUCUCGUUCGGUUUAGGACAGCAUACGUUGCACCUUCUUCUCGCGUAUUUGGUAGGGGAGAGCUUGUUAUAGACUCUUCAAAGAUUGCUUCAAAAUAUCUUCGUCGAAACUUUUGGCUCGACUUGUUAUCUGCUCUACCCCUUCCACAGUUGUUGAUUUGGGCUGUAAUACCAUGUCUGAGAAGCUCGAAAUUGAUCAGUGCAAAACACGGGCUUCGUCUCACGAUCAUAAUUCAGUUUAUUUUGAGGCUGUCUCUAAUUUUCCCACUUUCGUCGAAAAUCAUAAGCACAGCUGGUGUGGUGGUGGAAGCUGCUUGGGCCGGUGCAGCUUUUAAUCUCCUCCUCUUUAUGCUUGCCAGUCAUGUAAUAAUUAGUUUAUAUUACUUAAAUCUUUAA
Erythranthe guttata (spotted monkey flower) is the source of this 774-nucleotide messenger RNA. The record is from RefSeq and is a predicted model, not a curated record. NCBI's taxonomy places the organism in Eukaryota, Viridiplantae, Streptophyta, Magnoliopsida, Lamiales, Phrymaceae.